CUACUACAUACUGGUCUAGCAGAUAAAAUUUUAUUAGUUUGUGGCUGUAGAGUGACUUUAUGCACUGUACAUUACUGCACUUUGAUAUGUUUGAUGUGUUUUGUUUUAUAUCUGUGCUGAUAAGUAUUUUCCCACCCUCUUUCUUGUCGUGGAAUCUCCAACAUUGACCUUCACUUAGAAAAGUGAUGCACCUCCAGUGCUUUAGCUGUUGUUUUAGGUUCUCCUGUGACCUUCUGGGUGAGUCGUUGAUGCGUUCUUAGUUUUGGUAGGCUACUCCUGGGAAAGUUCAUCACUGCUCCAUGUUUUCUCUUUUUGUGGAAAGCAGCUCUCACUGUAGGUUACUAGAGUCGCAAAGCCUUAGAAAUACUGUUGCUGGUGUAUCUUACAAGUUACACCAGCAACACCAUAUAUUUAGGGGUAAUUACAAUUAAUUCAAGGUUCGACAAAUACUUUUCCACAUAGGACCAGAUUGGUACUAUUUUCCUCUUAAUAAAUUUCCCCUUAGAAAAAAAUAUAAUUUGAACACAGGUUUUAGUAUUUUCUCAGGUUAUCCUUUAUAUUAAACUUUGUUUUAUGACCUGAAACAAUUAAAUGAGAAAAAAAAGCAAACAUCUGAGGAUGCAAAUAUGUUUAAAGGGCACUGUGUUUUCUAAUAUCUGUGUUUUCUAAUAUCUAUCUGUUUCUCUUGUUGUAUGCUAUUUAUAAUUUAAUAAAAUGAUAAUAAAUUCAUUAGUUCUUCUACGAUUAACAACUGUAAAAUUUGUUUAAGAAAAUAAAGCCUUGCAGUGCCACGUUUUAGCAUGAUGCAACAGUCAUGCUAAAGAAAGGGCUUCGUUGAAGCUUGUUUUUGUCUCCAGUCGGCCACCGUGGUAUUUUACCUUAGUAACACGUUUUCAAAUAUUAGAGGGAAAUUCUUUGGCUAGUGAGCACAUAAGAUACCACACACGCCAUGAUGUUUUAUUUUAAGGAACGUAAUGGAGCACCCAACGCGUGUUUCCUCUCAGAAUACGCCCAGUCUUACGUAAAAGGGAGGAGCUUUGAAAAUGCCGGUUUAAAGCGUGGUUGGAACAUCUGCUCUCAUUUCCGCGCAUCUGAAGUACCCAAAGUCAAGGAAGUCGGCUGUUAACAGCACUGAAGCUCAGGAAGACUCCCGCCUCAUUUAGAGUCAUUAAAACACGUCUUUGUACUUUUGUUAGGUUUUAAGCAACUUUGAAGAAAAUGGCUGAGAAGGUAGAUCUGGAGGAAGUCAAGGCAUCCAACGGCGUGGCGCACCGCGAUGAGCCGCUGGCCAACGGGCUCACCGGGCAAAAGAAGAGCAGACCGGAGCCGCUCUCCGAGGUGAAGAAGAUCGUGAGGGCGAACCUGCUGGUGAUCCUGACCGUGGCCGGGGUCAUUGUGGGGGUCUUUAUCGGCCUCGGUUUGCGCAGCGUGUCGCUGACUAAAACCCAGGAGAUCUACAUCGGCUUCCCUGGUGAGAUCCUCAUCCGGCUGCUGAAGAUGAUCAUCAUCCCCCUGGUGGUUUGCAGCUUGGUGUCCGGAGCGGCGAGCAUCGACCCCAAAGCUCUGGGGAAACUGGGCGGCUGGGCCAUGCUGUUCUUCUUGGUGACCACGUUGAUAGCCUCGUCCAUCGGGGUGGUGAUGGCUUUCAUCAUCAAGCCGGGAAAUGUGUUAAUAACCAACACGACAGGUAAUGAUGACAUGACCGAUGACGUCCCGGCCCAUAAAGAAGUUGUAGACUCCUUCUUAGACCUGAUAAGAAACAUCUUCCCCUCCAAUCUGGUGUCUGCUGCCUUUCAGUCAUAUGCAACCUCCUACAAGCUGGUAAGAAGGAACGACACCAUGAACAUCACAGUGGAAACGGUUCCCUUUGGAACAGAUCAAGAUGGCAUGAACAUCCUUGGCCUGGUGGUCUUCGCUAUUGUUUUUGGUGUGGCUCUGAGGAAGCUGGGUGACGAAGGAGAGAUACUCAUCAAGUUCUUCAACUCCUUUAACGAGGCCACCAUGGUACUGGUCUCCUGGAUCAUGUGGUACGCCCCUUUCGGUAUCAUGUUCCUCGUCGCUGGUAAGAUUGUGGAGAUGGAAGACGUCGGCAAGCUAUUUGCCAGCCUGGGAAAAUAUAUUGCCUGCUGCAUGAUUGGACAUGCCAUCCAUGGCCUCCUGGUGCUGCCAGGAAUCUACUUCAUCAUUACAAGGAAGAACCCGUACACCUUCCUGUGGGGCAUAUUCACAGCUUUGGCCACGGCUUUCGGAACAAGUUCUAGCUCUGCCACUCUGCCCCUCAUGAUGAAGUGCGUAGAGGAGAAAAACGGCGUGUCCAAGCACAUCAGCCGCUUUAUCCUGCCCAUCGGCGCCACCGUCAACAUGGACGGGGCUGCCCUCUUCCAGUGUGUGGCGGCGGUUUUCAUCGCCCAGCUGAACAACACCAGUCUCAACUUUAUCCAAGUCAUAACAAUCCUUGUGACGGCUACAGCGUCCAGUGUUGGAGCAGCGGGUAUACCUGCAGGGGGUGUGCUGACUCUAGCUAUUAUCCUGGAAGCCAUAGGACUACCCACUACUGACAUCUCUCUUAUCCUGGCUGUUGACUGGCUUGUUGACCGUACCUGCACGGUGCUGAAUGUGGAAGGUGACGCUUUCGGAGCAGGCCUCCUGCAGUUCUUUGUGGACAGAACUUCCAAACACGAAGGAGUAGCGGAGCGCAUCGAGGUCAGGAUGGACGGGGAUUUGUCCGCCGCCAUCCCCGAGCACUCGCCACUCAUCAACAAACGAGGCUUAGAGGGCGCAAAAUCAGACUUUUCUGCUGAGAAGGAGUCAGCCAUGUAAUCCAAAUGAUUUUUAUCACAAACCCUCCAACAAACAGAAACUUUAAGAUCCCCAAGAAGAGUCCGAGAAGAGAGGAUGGACACGCACACUACAAUGCAAAGCAACACUCUCAGACCUCAACCGCUUUUCAGGAGGGGAUGCAGCUAAAAUCUUACGGGAUAUUUAGAAACCAUAAUACACUUGGUGGUUAGAUUUUUCUUUAUGGGAAUGUUUAUUUUCUAUCUUGCUCAAGCUUAUUUGAUGCAUUCGAUUGUUCAACCCUGAAGUCAGAAUUGAAGUUUUUAUGAGCCACUUAAAAGUUGGUCAAGAGGCCAGUGUGUGCAUCCAUGGAAUAUAGACUAAUUACAUCGAGGUUUGCAGCAGAUGAUGCAUUUAUUCAUGCUGGACAAAUGAAUAUGAAGUUCUGUUGCUAAAGCAUUAUAUCUUUCGUGGAACACUGUUUCUCUGACCGAAAUUGUCUAUUUAUAUAAAAAAAAAUAACUAUGUCUGACUGAAAUAAUUUCUAUAGUUAAAUGUGGAAUUCUUUGGAUUUAAAUGUGGUCAGGCUUUUUCAAUGCAACCUGUGAAAUCAAAGCAAUAGGAAUGGUAUAUAUUUUUUCCCAGGUGGGUCCUUGAUAAAACCAAACAAGUAUAGCUACUUUCAUGCAGGUUUUAUCAUCAGCUGUAAGACAUUCUGCAUGCAGAGUUUCAUAGAUUUACAUCGAUGCACGGGUGCUCAAGUGUUAGAAAGUGUGCAGCAGAUACAGUCGUGUUCGUGUUUUUCUCUGUCUUUGCAUCCUUAUGCUUUUUUUUUUAUUUAGAAAUGUGACCAAUCAUUUUAUAGGUUAAUAUUCUUUUUGUUUGACAACACAUUAGGUUUUUAAUUAAAAUAGUCUCUCUUACAAGAUAAAUGUCAUUUGCAGACUAUAACACGCUGCUGUAAUCUGUCAUCAUUGCUCUGAGCAAGAUUGUUUUUCUGAGCAAAAUGCUGGUGUUCAGGUAGAGGAAACAGUUUUGCUCCAUGCUGCUUUAAGUAAAGCACACACUGCUGCUGAUAGUAGUUAAGGCUGUGCUUUAUCAUUUGUUUUGAAUAUCUUAAACGGUUUUGGUCAAUUGUGCAGCGGGAGAUAAACGUUUAAUUGAAGGGCUGAGGAGCUGUGGACUGAUUUCUAGUAAGGUCCAGGCCAAAUUGUAUUCAUAGUAAAAAAAAACAAAAUGCCCUUUUUUGUUUAAAAUGUUUUUUUUGUUUUUUUUUUGCAGAACAACCAAAGGUACACUCUCUAACUAUCUGCACUAUAUUUCUGUUAUUGGACUCCUUCAUUUAUUCUGUAAUUGGUCCCGUUACUUGUUUUUUUAGUAUCCUGUCCUUUGCAGAGAGUGCAAUGAUCCCAUUCACCUUGGCGAUGGAGAUCCAAUUCCCCAUGCUGCGAGGAAGUAGAUAAUCUGUAUGCCUUACACCUACAUGAAAAUGGCCAUGAUGAUAAAUAGAAAAAUGUACUAUUGUUAUUUUUUUUUUGUCAUUUGGAGGGUGUUUAUGGAAAGCUUUCUUUAGUCCGUUAUGGUCGUUAUUUGUAACCAUAUGUUCUCUUAUGUUUGUUUGAUUUGCCCAUCCCAAGGAUACCAGAUGAAGUUUUAGCCUCAUUAUUGUCCCACAGUAAAAUGAAGGAGCACGAGCAUUCAGACUCCCAGUCUCUAAAUGGACUCCAACACGGUAAAAAGACGACAAGGUCCCUGGAUUGGUGUCUGACUUGAUCCUGAAUUCUCAAGGACACAACCCCUUUUUUAUUUUCUUUUUAAAAAUCUAAACAUCAUGCAGAGGUUUUGUUGCAAUGAGUUCAUUACGAUGAGGCUACAUUUAGGAAAUAAAUGUAAUUUGUACCGUAAGGCUGUACUCAUUUCGUUUAAAACGGUAAAACAGUCAUUCUUAAA
Molecule: messenger RNA, 4728 nt
Organism: Girardinichthys multiradiatus
Lineage: Eukaryota; Metazoa; Chordata; Actinopteri; Cyprinodontiformes; Goodeidae
Gene: slc1a5
Product: solute carrier family 1 member 5
Exons: 8
Coding region: 1219-2820 (533 amino acids)
Biological process (GO): L-aspartate import across plasma membrane
Cellular component (GO): plasma membrane
Molecular function (GO): neutral L-amino acid transmembrane transporter activity; symporter activity; L-aspartate transmembrane transporter activity
Source: RefSeq, a predicted model, not a curated record